CUCUCUCUCUCUCUCUCUCUCUAUACCAACCACCUCCCUGCAAUUCAUUCAAAAUUGUCCAACUGAAAAUCCAGACUUUCUCAACAAUCAUACUCUUCCACAAUUCUGUGUGUGUGUGUGUAAUAUAGGAGGAUUAGAUUUAGAUUAGAUUAGAUUAUAGAAAAAUGAAUUCACAGAUCCUUCCUAUAUCUAACCCAUCUUCAUCCCUAGCGAUACCAACAGGUGCAGCAGCAACAAUGUUUCUGACAUCACAAGACGAUCUAUCAGCCACUCGUCUUCUCAUUUCUCCACAAUUUGACGAUGACAAGCCCCCUGAAGUCAAACCCUUUUUGCCUAGGUCUUCAAGUUUCACCACCACCACCACAACCGCCGUCGCCGGCAGCAGCCCCAAUUUUUACCAGAAACGACGUCGUCGGACGGCCAGCGACAACUCUUUCUCUUUUCUCUCCGGUAACGGCGGCGGCGGUACUGGCCGCGGCCAGGCGUUUCGUGAGGGAUUUCUGUGUGGUGAAUCGAUUACUCGCCCUUGCUCUGACCUCUUGCGAUAUCUUGGGGUAGGCUACAGAUGGAUGAAAAGGUUUCUUGGCCUCGGCUGUUAUGCUUUCCUACUUUUCCCUGGUUUUGUUCAAGUUGGGUUUCACUAUUUCUACUCAAGUCAGGUCCGUAGAGGUAUAGUUUAUGGUGAUCAACCAAGAAAUAGGCUUGAUCUGUACUUACCUAAAAAUAGUGAUGGCCCGAAGCCAGUUGUUGCAUUUGUAACUGGUGGAGCCUGGAUUAUUGGCUAUAAAGCAUGGGGUUCCCUUUUAGGGCAACAGUUAUCGGACAGAGACAUCAUAGUGGCCUGCAUAGAUUACAGAAACUUUCCUCAGGGGACUAUGAGUGAUAUGGUACAGGAUGCUUCUCAAGGUAUCUCAUUUGUGUGCAAUCAUAUUGCUGAAUAUGGAGGUGAUCCUAACAGGAUUUAUUUAAUGGGACAGUCAGCUGGUGCCCAUAUUGCUGCUUGUGCUCUCUUGGAGCAAGCAAUUAAAGAGUCUGGUGAAGGAGAGAGCACUUCUUGGAGUGUGUCACAAAUAAAUGCUUAUUUUGGUUUAUCUGGAGGGUACAAUCUGUUGAACCUAGUAGAUUACUUCCAUAGUCGAGGACUGUACCGUUCAAUCUUUUUGAGCAUAAUGGAGGGGGAACAAUCUUUGCCGCGAUUUUCUCCUGAAGUAAUGGUACAAGAUCCAAAUAUUAGAAAUGCAGUUUCUCUUCUACCUCCCAUUGUCCUUUUUCAUGGAACUGGAGAUUAUUCCAUUCCAUCAGAUGCCAGCAAGAAUUUCGCUGACACUCUGCAAAGACUUGGAGUGAAAGCUGAAUCAGUUUUGUAUGACGGACGGACUCACACAGAUUUAUUCCUCCAGGAUCCAAUGAGAGGUGGUAAAGAUCAAUUGUUUGAAGAUUUAGUUGGUUAUAUUCAUGCUGGAGAUGCAGAAGCACUCGCCAAAGAUGCAAGCGCACCUCCAAGAAAACGACUUGUACCUGAAUUCAUGUUGAAGUUGGCCCGUGCUGUCAGCCCCUUUUAGUUGUUUUCAGACCAGCUUACUUUACAGAAGCUCGAUUCCAUAAUUUUGUAUUUGUUCCAAUCGAUACAUCUUCGUAAAUAUCACCAAAAAGCGUAAUUUUUUAAUAGCAAACGAUAACCAUUCUAUUUUUGCCCCAUUUUGUCUUCAUUUUUAUUGUCCCUAAAAAAUGUAUAAACUGAAACGUUUUUUUCCCCAUUAUUAUAGGGCAGGUGAACAUGAAUAGGUACACGUUAUGAUCUUACUGUUGAAUUUGACUUACUAAUGUAUUGUGCCAA
Molecule: messenger RNA, 1837 nt
Organism: Camellia sinensis
Lineage: Eukaryota; Viridiplantae; Streptophyta; Magnoliopsida; Ericales; Theaceae
Product: putative isoprenylcysteine alpha-carbonyl methylesterase ICMEL1
Source: RefSeq, a predicted model, not a curated record